AUGGCCCCGCGUCAAACAAAGUCAGACGCCAGAAAGGCUGGGUGUCAAACAAAGGCAAACGUCAGAAAGAUCUCGCAAGGGAAGCAGCCUCAAGGUGUCAAGAAGCCUCGAUCGCGAGAAGCCGAAGAUUCACUCCAUAUUCCUGCGAAGCGCCCUCAAAAUCGACUGCGAAUAUCUCUUGUGAGCUCUGCUGCUGAGAACUCCGUUGGGGACACACCUGGCCAGGAAGCGGCAAGCAGUCUCCACGGGAACGAGAUUAAUCCUAUCCACUGGUGGACGCAGAAAGGAAUCUGGCCUAAGGAAUAUUUUGAAGAGGGUAGCAACAUGUACCACCUACUUGCAAGGAAAAAAUCCACAUCUUCUCUUCGCCGUAAACAAUCAGAAUCUAGCUCUGUCGCCAGCUCUACCACACCCAGCGAUCAAAAGCCACGGGAGGAGAAGAGUGCUCCUUACAGAAACCCGCGCUACGAAAUCAUCCUUGAAACCAAGGGUAGCUUUAUGGGGAAGUCGGAGCUGGGCAUAAUAGAUGAAAGCAGAGAUCUUUGUCAACGCUUACUUGAAACGGAGCAAACGAUCCCUAAAGAUUCGCUCUUUCGGGAUGAUGUGUUUGACAAUCUUUGUGAAAUGAUACGAAACAGAAACGAACCCAAGGUCAUUCAGGAUAUUUCUCGGCUGAUCGUCCCUUCAGCACAAACCCUAGCCAUAUAUGGCGCGAAACAUCUCGAGGUCUUGAUUGAGAGCAUUAAUGAAGGCUGGGAUAACUCCAUUUCCGUAACUAAACCUCGUCCGCAGCCUGAUUAUUCUGUGGGGUUUGGACGGUCUGCAUUUACAGAUGUCCAACUUGACAAGCUCAAGCCUUUUGUUGGCGAGAUUGCUGAUUCUUGUACUUCUUACUUCAUGGCAACAUUUUACAUGUACUUCCCAUUCCUAACAUGUGAGGUCAAGUGUGGCGCAGCGGCGCUUGAUAUCGCCGACCGACAGAAUGCCCACAGCGCAACUAUAGCAGUGAGAGCAAUUGUUGAGUUAUUUAGGCUGGUGAAGCGCGAAAAAGAGGUUGAUCGAGAGAUUGUCGCAUUUUCAAUCUCGCAUGACCACACGGCAGUGAGGAUCUAUGGCCAUUAUGCUGUUCUUGGAGCAGACAGAACUGCUUUCUACCGCCACCCGAUUCGCAAAUUUGAUUUCACGGAACAAGAUGGCAAGGAGAAGUGGGCGGCAUACAAAUUCACGAGGAGUGUCUAUGACAUAUGGAUGCCAACUCAUCUAAAAAGAAUCUGCUCAGCGAUUGAUCAGAUUCCCCCUAAUGUGGAGUUUGAUAUAUCGCAAUCUGAACUUGACUUCUCCCAACAAUCCAACACUGAAUCGGUACCCCUGGAAGCGGACGACAGCCAGUCAAGCCAGCUACGCUAUAAUGACUCAGCAGGUGUUACCCCUACCAGCUCUUUCACUGAGCAAACGCAAGUAUUCAAAAAGCCGAGUAAGAAACGUUUGGCCGAAUAA
This is a messenger RNA of Histoplasma mississippiense, 1497 nucleotides long. RefSeq lists its product as hypothetical. Lineage: Eukaryota; Fungi; Ascomycota; Eurotiomycetes; Onygenales; Ajellomycetaceae. The record is from RefSeq and is a predicted model, not a curated record. The transcript has 3 exons. The coding region runs from base 1 to 1497 and encodes 498 amino acids.